Molecule: messenger RNA, 546 nt
Organism: Vicia villosa (hairy vetch)
Lineage: Eukaryota; Viridiplantae; Streptophyta; Magnoliopsida; Fabales; Fabaceae
Exons: 2
Coding region: 1-546 (181 amino acids)
Source: RefSeq, a predicted model, not a curated record
AUGGCUCAAACUUUGGAACAUCAGCCGAAUGUUGGUGAGAAUGUUGUUUCUCGCAAUUUGGAUACCUUUCAAAGGGAGAAUCCUCCUGUGUUUAAGGGAACUCAUGAUCCUGAUGGCACAUUGACUUGGCUAAAGAAGAUUGAGAGAAUCUUUCGUGUGAUGGAUUGUACUCUAGAUCAGAAGGUUCGGUAUGGGACUCAUAUGCUAGCGGUUAAGACUGGUGACUGGUGGCUAGAGACUCGUCAGAGGUUGGAGGCUAAUGGUGAGGAGAUCACUUGGGUUGUGUUCCGUAGGGAGUUCUUGAGGAAGUACUUUCCUGAAGAUGUCUGUGGCAAGAAGGAAGUCAAAAUUCUUGAGUUGAGGCAAGGGAAUAAGUCGGUUGUGGAGUAUGCUGCCAAGUUUGGUGAGUUGGCUAAGUUUUAUCAACACUAUGAUGGACCAGAUGAGGACAACAAUGCUCAUUAUCGGGUUACCAAUGAAAAGCGGGGAAAGAGUCAACAAGUCAGUGACAAGCCUUAUGAUGCUCCAGUUGGAAAGGGUAAGUAG